AUGUCUGAGGUACAGACUCGGCCUGCCGCCUCGCGCGGCAGAGCUUCUGCACGCGGUGGAAGAGGUGGUUUCGCCAGCCGGGGUGGUCGCACCUCGGGCAGACCCAAUGGCGACUCCAAGAUUGAUGCCGACGAUGCGUUUGAGGACCAAGGCGAGCUCGGCGAGCUGAAGAAGCAAUACGGAUCCAAGGCACCCCUCAUCAAGGAGCUCUUCCCCGAUUGGUCUGAGCAGGAUAUUCUCUACGCACUUCAAGAGACGGAUGGUGACGAGAAUCUCACCGUCACCCGCAUUGCUGAAGGCACCAUCUCCCAAUGGGGCGAAGUCACGAAGAAGGCUCCCCGCUCCAAGGCCAAGGACUCUACGACCGCAGCCUCGAACAUCGACUCAUCCAACGCCAGACCCACUCGUGGCGGACGCAACGUCUCAGAGGCUGGUCGCGGUCGCGGAAGAACUGCUGAUAGAGGAGGUCGCGGUGGCCGGGGCAGGGCCUCAAACACAGUAGCUACUAAUGGCUCUCGCAACAAGGAGAACGCUCAGCCGCUCUCUAUUCCCACCGAGGAGUCGAACGCAUGGGAUACCCCGAAGUUGGACGUUAAGGACGCACCCGCCGAGGAUCCCUGGGCCCCCAAGGAGAUUAUCGAGAAGCCUGCAGCUCCCGCUCCCACUCCCGCGGCCGCCGCCGCUGCCACCGACGCGCCCAAGCCCGCUGCCGCCGCUCCCAAGACGUGGGCUAGCAUGCUCCGUCAAUCCACCGUGCCCAAGGUUGCCCCGAAGCCGCCCAAGGAGGAUCCCGCGCCCAAGCCCACCGAACCCAUCGAACCCCUCCCUCCUGCCGUCCCUGCUGCCGAACCUACACCCGAACCUGAGCCCGAACCCGAGGCGCAGCCUGAGCCUGCCGCGCCCGUCGAACUCCCCGUGGAACCCGCCCAUGAAGAACCAGCUCCUGCAGAAGUACCAACCGUCAUCGAACCUGAAGUGGUUUUGCCGCCUUCCAAGGACCAACUUACUGAGACGAAUCUUGAACAGGUAGUCGACGAAUCGCAUCCUCCCGCGACUGCUACCGUCGCAAGCACCGCCGCCGAUUCCUGGGAUCCUCGCCACAACGCUGCCAGCGCCACCGCGACACCUCUGUCUGCCUCCCAGCAGCAGCACCAGCCCAUCCGUCCUGCUGUUCCCACUACUAACAGCGGCUUUGCCGCUUCCGCCAUCAAGGCUACCACCGAGAGAGGAUCCCGCACCCCGAGCUACCAGCGUCGCGUUCUUGACCAGGAGGAGGCCGUGCGCAUGCCCGGCAACCGCGAGGUUGACCGCGCUGCCGUCCAGUUCGGUGCUUUCAGCUUGAACGAGGAUGAUGACAUUGACGGUGAUCGCGAAGAGCCCGAAACCCGGACCCAGCCCCCCGCUGAUUCUCCCGUUGCUCACCCCCGAACCUCUCUUCCUCCCGCUCCUCAGCAGGCUCCUGUUCCCGAAGCCAUCGGUACCCAGAAGCCUGCACCUGGCCUGCCUCCUCCUGCUGCUGCCACUCCUACCGGUACACUUGCUUCAGCUAGCAACGUCGCCGACUUUGCUAAUGCACCCUUCUCAGGACCCGCAAGCGCUGCUCCCCAGGCUCCCGCCGCUCAGGUCCCUCAACCUGCCGCUGCUGCCACUCAGCCUUACUCCCGCUUCGGCCAGGCUGGCCCUCAGGAGCCCUCGUCCUUCCCCCAAAAGUCGAUCGAUCCUUUCACCCAGUCGAACAACCCCGCUGCCUCGCAGAGCCAGUUCGACAGCUUCUCCAACCAGCAAUCGCAGCAGAGCCAGCAACCCGGUGGAGCCUUCAGCUCUGCUCCCAGCGACUACUCCUCCUACUAUACGGCGGACCAACAAAACCGCCCCCCUUACAACUACUACAGCCAGCCUUACGGCCAACAGGGAGCUCAGGGCCACCAGGACAACCUGUCUUCCCAGCAGAGAUCUUUCGGUGGCUACAAUGCUUCGCAGGCUGAUAAUCUGAGCCAGUACCCUCAGAGCGGAGGUCUGCAAAACCAGUCCCGCUACGGUGGUGUCACGAACGAUGCCCAGAACAGCGGACACAGCACCCCGAACCCCACAGCUCAGAGCCAGCAGGCGGCCAGCCAGGCCUCGCAGCCUCAGUCUCACGGCCAACAGAGCUACCCCUACAACAACCACCCCUACUACAACAACGCUUACUACUCGAGCUACAUGGGCUACGGCAACCACUACGGCCAGCAAGGAGGAUACGGCGGUGCUCCGUACGGCGGCAACAAGGGAUACGGCCACCCCGGAUACGGCAUGUCGCCCCAGGGCCCCUACGACCACGCCUCGUCUCCUGCUGCUGGCUUCGGCCAGUCAUCCCUGCACCGCGCCGAUAGCGGUCUGAGCUCGGGACUUGGAGGUGACUUCGGCGGUCGCGCUGGUUCUGUUCAGUCUGGCAACCAGCCCGGCUUGGCCGGCAGUGGCUUUGGCGGUGUUCAGGACACCUUUGGCCGUGGCUCCUCUUCAUUCCAGAGCCCUGCUGGACAAGGAUUUAACAGCACUGCUCAGUCGAACGCUGCUUCUGCUAACGAUGAUUUGAAGCCUUUCGGCGAGAGCAAGCCUGGUGCCGGUCCCUCGCCUUCUCUCGGCGGCGCUCGCCCCGGCUCGGCCACGAACACCCCCUCGGGCCAGACUGGUCUCCCCCCGCCCCAGUCCGCUUCUCAGAUGGGCGGCUACGGCGGUUACCCCAGCCAUCUCCAGGGCCACAACCUUCACGGAAACAGCGCAUACGGCAUGGGAGGCGCUACCGGCGGCCAGCACGGCAGCGCUCCGUUCGGUUCCUACGGCCAGCAGGGCGCUUACGGCGGCAGUGGAUACUACGGCAGCGGCGGCCAGCAACAGCAGCGUGGCGGUUGGGGCGGAAACUAUCACUAG
This is a messenger RNA of Colletotrichum phormii, 2910 nucleotides long. RefSeq lists its product as uncharacterized. The transcript is spliced from 3 exons. The coding region runs from base 1 to 2910 and encodes 969 amino acids. Gene Ontology annotation, molecular function: ubiquitin binding. Gene Ontology annotation, cellular component: nucleus; cytoplasm. NCBI's taxonomy places the organism in Eukaryota, Fungi, Ascomycota, Sordariomycetes, Glomerellales, Glomerellaceae. The record is from RefSeq and is a predicted model, not a curated record.